AUGAUUUCUUUGGCCCCCCAUGCCUUGGCUGCGGCCUCGGCUCCGCCCGGCCGGCCCUGCCGCACGCCGGGCGCCGCGCGGGGCGCCGCGCCGGGCCGCGCCCGGCGCCUGGCGGGGGCGGCGCCGUUGGCGCUGGCGGCGAAGCGGCGGAGCGCGAGGCGCUGCAGCGAGGAGAGCAAAGUGAUGCAGGCCGGGCAGACGAGCGGCGAGGUGGCGGAGGAAGCGGCGCGCGCGGCCGGGGCGUUGAUCGUCGAGCGUGUUGGGGCGGAGGUGCUGCGGAGCAAAGCCUUUGAGAGCGACCUGGUGACGGAGGUGGAUCAGUGCUGCGAGGAGGUGAUCCGGGAGAUCGUGCAGAAGCAUCUGCCCGGCCACGCCUUUCUUGGGGAGGAAAGUGCCGGCAGCAGUAUGGAGAGCCUGCUGAACACUGAAGGCUGGCUGUGGGUGGUGGACCCUUUGGAUGGCACCACCAACUUCGCCUCGGGGCAGCCCAUGUCGGCGGUGAGCAUCUGCGCGGCGCGCCACGGCCAGCCCAGGGCGGCGGCCAUCUACGAGCCCUUCCGCGACGAGCUCUUCACGGCACGCAGCACCCGGGGGGCCUUCCUCAACGGGGAGAUCAUUUGCGUCUCCGGCACCCCACGGCUGGCGGAGGCGGUGGUGGCCUCCGGGUGCGCGCCGGACCCCCGCAGCAGCGCCGCGUGCUUCCGCGCCAUGGCGCACCUGGCUCCCAAGACCAGGACGGUGCGGAUCCUGGGGUCCGCGGCCAUCAACUUCGCGUGGCUGGCCUGCGGGCGUCUGGACGGGUGGUUCGAGGUGGACCUCAACUGCUGGGACACGGCCGCGGGGGUCCUACUAGUGCAGGAGGCUGGCGGCAUUGUGACGGACUGCCUGGGGAACGAUUACACUCUGAAGACGCGGCCCGUCUGUGCCAGCAAUGGCCACAUCCAUUUCGACCUGUUGGAAGAGUUGGCAGAUGCCAACGUGACGGGGCUGGACCCCUAG
Molecule: messenger RNA, 999 nt
Organism: Effrenium voratum
Lineage: Eukaryota; Dinophyceae; Suessiales; Symbiodiniaceae
Source: the annotation of a GenBank genome assembly